AUGGUCGAAAUCACAACGCUCGACCAGGACAGUAGUAGACUCGACUUGAUGCGCAUUGGCAGCGCAGCGGCAGAGGAUGUGUUCGCCUGCAUGACUAGAUUGGCCACUAGCCUAUUCCAAGACGGCCCUCCACUUCUCAAGCCUGUGCACGCCUUUGUGUUCUCCUUACGCCAAAGUUCUCUCCCACCGGCUUCAGCACCAUCUCCGCCAUUGCUGACCAUUCUCUCUCACGAUUACGAUGCUCCAGACCCGACCAUCUUCCUCCGACGCCUUCCAGGGCUCAUCCCAACAAUACUCGCAGGCGCCACGUUUGGUGCACUCCUCGAACAGCAUCCAUACGCGUUUCAGUCGACGCCGAAUCUGCGGAAAGAUGCUAGGACUGCCUCAACUCCCUCCACAUCUCUUGGAGUACAUCACAAGCACGCGCACAGCACACAAUCUGCUUCUGCAUCAUCCACGACUUCGUCGGACGUGUCCACGCAGCCGUCGGCGAAAGACGACUCCGUCAUGGGCUCGCGGAAUGGAUCUCUGAUCAACAUCUCUUCAAACAUGCCCGACCUAACACUCGGCACAUUCGACACACAAGCAAAGUCAUCUCCUGAUCGGUAUCGCCGUCCGGCUCAGAAACGUGCCGAGUCUACGCAGACCACUCCAAAGACGACCCAACAAGCAGUCGCCACCCCAUUGGUGCCGGAAUCAGGUAACGCAGUGCAAAAGACGCCAGCAGUGACUCGUACGGAGAGUAAUGAAGACAUGGCAUCGACAAAGUCCGCAGCCGCUAAGAGAUAUCGACGUCGCAGUCUGAACGUGUCCAACUUGGAUACACAAUCCGCCACGGGAGCUCAGCGUCCUUCAUCUGGUCAUGGAUCCAGUUCAACAUCAACGACCGGCACUAUCCGCCCCGUUUCCUACCAUCAGCGUAGCGGGAGUGAUGAGAGCCAGCAAUCACACAGGAGAAAAGGCUCGGUUACACAACAGGAGGCCGCCAAGCCUGUACAAACUGGGCUUCGACCACCGGAGUCCAGAACCAAUGGUCCCUCCCGCAACACCUCUGAGAGUACUAUUCGCGGUAGAGCCCCAUCACCGCUGUCCAAGGAGAAUGUCGACACGACAUCACAAACACCAGCACCGGCGUACGCAACACCCAUGCCCGGUAGGCCGAAGACGUAUGCAGCGGCAGCUCAAGCAGCAGUUCCCACCGUCUCUCCCGCAGCGCAACAACUUGCCGCUGUAUCCAACAAUGACCUCAAUAAAGGCAUGAAGUCUCGACUACGCCGCGCCUUCUCGUUCGGGAGUGCCCAGGAGCUGCGGCGGGGCGCCGCGGAAAACAGCAGCCCUGUCGCCGUUGUCCAGGGGCUGACGGCCAGAGAGCAACAGCAGCAGAACAUCGACGACGAGUUGGACGCUGAGCAGCAGGAAAUCGCGAGGCGACAGGAGGAAGCUGGAAUCGGUGCGGGCAUCUAUUCAGGUCAAGGCGGCUUCACUGGGUCGACGGACAACCUCUCCAUAUCUUCGACCGCUUCGUCAGCAUCGAUGAUGCUGCGUAAGAUGGGUCGAGGAGCGAAGAAGAGUGCUAGAAGCAUCAAGGGACUCUUCCGACCCAAGUCUGUCAUUGGCGUGCCUGCCGCUGAUGGGCCCUACCAGGCUCCUGUGGGCGCCAUUGUGCAGCCGAGCGUGGCGCAGGUUUCAAUGGUGACCGUGGAAGCCGAGAGACAGAAAGUCAACGUCAACGAGCAUCCAUCGGACAAGCAUGGCAUCACUGGCUUCCCUAAGCUGGAGCGCAACUCGAUCGAUGCUGCCAACGGUAUCAAUCCUCAACGCGGCUCUGCCGAAGGAUCGACCAAUUCACGCCGCAGCAUUGUCGGCAGUGACAGGGAUCGAGCCGAAGUUCUUGCCGCUGUCAAGAAGGGCAUCCUCAAGCGUAGCGGCACAAAUUCGCCAAACGGCUCUCCUGUCAUCAGGCCGCACGACGGACCCACAGACAGUCCGGCGUCGAGCCAGCCCAGCACGCCGAAGGAUGUCGAAAGCCGCGCCGGCUCGAUGAAGAACGUCAAAAAUGACUACUUCUCUGCACGUCUCGCAGCGCCCGUCACUAGAAGCAUGCCUGUCACACCCAAUGGCACGGCUCGGAACAUUUCUUUCAGCCCACGGAUCCAGUUCCACGAUGCUUGGUCUGCCAGCGAGUACGAUCGUCGCGGUGAGAUUGCCACAUGCAACCGCCUGACACCUAUGCUUGCUCAGCAGAUCAAGGAGGAGCUCAACACGUUCAAAAUGGAGAUGGAAGUUCACGAAAUGAGCAAACCGCAUACACAUUUCUUCUAA
Zymoseptoria tritici IPO323 is the source of this 2322-nucleotide messenger RNA. RefSeq lists its product as uncharacterized. Gene Ontology annotation, biological process: actin cytoskeleton organization. Bases 1 to 2322 code for a protein of 773 amino acids. The transcript has 4 exons. The record is from RefSeq and is a predicted model, not a curated record. NCBI's taxonomy places the organism in Eukaryota, Fungi, Ascomycota, Dothideomycetes, Mycosphaerellales, Mycosphaerellaceae. Gene Ontology annotation, molecular function: actin binding.